GCUUUUACAGAGAAAAGGUGGAAGCAAAGCAAGGAAGUUUUGGGUAGUUUAUUUUUGUUUUGUUUUUUUAAGAUAGUUUAUUGAUUUUAGGCAGGCCAUAUGCCUGCCAUGGGGCUGGAACUCGGGACUCUGAUAUCAAGAGUCACACGCUCUACCGACAGGAACCAGUCAGGCACUCCAGCAAGGAACUUGUUGAUAGUCUAUGAUUGAAAGCCUAGUUCACUGUGAUGAGUUGUCUUUACCAUUUUAAUUUGAUACCUCUGUGGCACUGACCGGCUCAGAUUUUGGGUUGUUUCCAGAAACCCCCCUGGCGUUAGACUCACCUCUGUGUAAGGACCUCCUUGUUUAAUUAACUUAACCAUAGUUACCGAAAGGAUUUUCUACUUGGUUUACUCUGAUGCUUGCUUCUGAGCCUAUGGUGACAAAUUCUACUUUCUGAGUCUGGAUGGGUGGAGGGAGGGCCUGGGAUGAUGUCAGAUCAGUGUUUCCUCCUCCCCUCAGGAAGUAAAGUCCACUGGCAGGAGUGACCACACUGGCUCGGCCUCACAGACUUAGAAUGCUUGCUUGUGUUCACAGUGCAGCCGAAUGAAAUGCCUUAGAAACAGGAGUCACUUUGUCAAAAAUCCUAUACUUUUCUUCCCAGAUUGCCUCACUGCCUCAUUGCUGAAGGAUUCCUUUGCUGAAGACCACAUCAAAGAGACCGAGCAUCAUGACGCAGAGGGCAGGGAAGGCCCAACCAUACACUGAAGCCCUGGAUGGAGGCUGGGGAUGGAUGAUUGUAUUUCAUUUCUUUCUGGUAAACGUGUUUCUGAUGGGGAUGACCAAGACAUUCGCCAUUUUCUUUGUGGUCUUCCAAGAAGAAUUUGAAAGCUCCUCAGAACAAACUGGCUGGAUCGGAUCCAUCAUGUCAUCACUUCGUUUUUCUGCAGGUCCCCUGGUUGCCAUUAUUAGUGAAAUAACUGGAGAGAAGACUGCCUCCAUUCUCGGGGUUUUCCUUGUUUCUGGUGGAUAUCUAAUCAGCAGCUUGGCUACUAACAUCCCCUUUCUUUGUGUGACUAUGGGACUUUUACCUGGUUUGGGUUCUGCCCUCCUGUACCAAACAGCUGCCGUGGUAACUAUCAAAUACUUCAAGAAACGAUUAGCUCUUUCCACAGCUAUUGCCCGUUCUGGGAUGGGCCUGACGUUUCUGAUAGCGCCUUUUACAAAAAUCCUGAUAGAUCUGUAUGACUGGACAGGUGCCCUUAUACUACUUGGAGGGAUGACAUUAAAUUUGGUGCCUUCAAGUAUGCUCUUAAGAUCCAUCCAUAUCAAAAGCGAGAACAAUUCUGAUAUUAAAAAUAAAGGCAGCAGCUUGUCUGUAAGUAAUCCAGAGGCAGUGGGCACGACAGAAAUGUCAUCCUGCGAUAAGACACAAGAGGCCACCAUCACGGAGAGUGCAACGCAAAAGGCCAGACAACAUGGGACAAAUUUAAUAGUCUCACAGUACGAAGAGUUCAACAAUGAGCCUAAUGGGGACAGUUAUGAGAAAGAGGCUACUUCAUGCAGCUAUAAACAAAAACUCUGUGACAUCUCCCUUUUAAAAAAUCCUUUCUUCUACAUAUUUACCUGGUCUUUUCUCUUCAGUCAGCUGGCAUACUUCAUCCCUACUUUCCACCUGGUGGCCAGAGCCAGAACACUAGGGAUUGACAUGAUGGAUGCCUCCUUCCUUGUUUCUGUAGCUGGUAUUACUGAGACAGUCAGUCAGAUAAUCUCUGGAUGGGUUGCUGAUCAAAACUGGAUCAAGAGGUAUCAUUACCACAAGUCUUACCUCAUCCUCUGCGGCAUCACUAACCUGCUUGCUCCUCUGGCCACCACAUUUCCAUUACUGAUGACCUAUACCGUCUUCUUUGCCAUUUUCACUGGUGGUUACCUGGCAGUGCUACUUCCUGUACUGGUUGAUCUGUCUGGGAAUUCUAGAAUACACAGGUUCUUGGGAAUUGCCGGUUUCUUUGCUGGGGUGGCUGUCUUUUCUGGACCACCUAUAGCAGCUCUGAAUUUAUCCUCUGGAAAUACCUCCUCUCCGCCUCAGAGACAGAACACUACUCUGGCUCUUCUCCUUGGGAAUCUUUUCCAUACCAUUUCCCCUUCCCAUGCCUUAUAGACAUUACCCCAAAGUUUAUAGUUCAGCACUCUACUCUCUCUGGGCCAGUGAUGCUCAACAUGUGGCCAAGCACCACAAACUACAUCAGAAUUACCGGGGACGUUCAUAGACCAACAAUGACUCCUGGGCCAUGCCAGCCCUAACAAAUCCCAGAAUGCAUGGAAUAGCAGUCAAAGGCCUGAAUGUUUCCCAAAAACCACCAGCGCUGAUACAUUCUGUAGCUGGAAACCCACUGCACAGACAUUUUCUUAAGUUUGCAGCUUUAUCCCAUCCCAGCCUCCAGAAAAAACUGAGGUCUGACAGCACAGCAACCAAGAACACUAGGUGAAACAAAGGCCUGGUUACAACCCUGGCUCUAUCAGUUCUAGCUGUCAGAUUAUGGUCUGUAGUGAAACUUAACUGAAACAAUGUGUGUACAAGCCUUGGCAGAAUGCUUGGCCCAAGUGGGUAUUUAAUAAACAAUUGCUAUUAUUAGUACUGUCCUUUUCCAUCAACCUGCCUCAAACUCAUUAUGCAUCCUCACUUUCCACCUUCCUCAAACUGCCUUGCCUUUCAGGAUUCCCUCCCGUGUUCUGUUGAACUGACCAUUUCACAAGUUUUCCAGGCUUCAGCCUGCUCAACUUUUCCAUUGAUCAACAAGCUGUUUUGUUAUUCAUGCUUAUCUGCCCAACAUCUCAAUCCCAAUCUCCCUCAUCAUUCCACACCCUCCUCCAACUAACAAAUUAUUUGUAAAGUCUUUCUUGACUAUCCCAGCUUAAAGGAAACUUUUAAGUUCAUAUACUCAUAGACCCAUAUCACCUGUAAAAAUUCGUUAGCAAUUAAUCAAAAACCAGCCUGUGACAUCUCUUACAACAGUCUUAAACUGUGAAUUUUCCCCCUGAUAUUUAACCAUUUACUUGUUUAUAUCUAGUGUCCCCAAUGACAGUAUAAGUUGCUGACAUGGGUAGGGCCUAUUUGAUACUUUCCAUCUAUAUGCUCAGCACCUUACUUCUUAAGAUACAGUCAGCAUACAAAUGAUUAUACAGCAACUCUACCUGAGAGCUUAAUGUUACGGCAUUUGAGUAGAAGCAUGUUAAGUAAUCUGACCUGAAGGUCAAAAUCUCUUCUUGGCUGCUAAGAACAAUCUUGUCUGAGGUUUGAAGGAAUUCUGUCAUUCAAUAAAUUGCUUAGGGAACCAGAGGGAGAUAUAAGUGGUGGUCAGAUAAGCCAUAAUCAGAUAACCUGUUGUAAAAAGAAAAACAGAUGCUGCAACCAGCCAUAAGCACUAAAUUUACUGCCUCAGAUAAACAGCUUGUAAACCAGAAUGUGACUUAAGCUACAGAAGUGGCAAUUCACAGACUCUAAGUUGUAUUACUAAAAUCCAGGUACUCCCUAUUCUCAUUUUAAUACCACAGCCAGGCUUUUCAAAAUAAGCCCAAGUCAAUUCAGAGAUUUUCUUGAAAUAAUUUCCUUUAUAGUAGAAUCCUAUAUUUAGACCAUAUGAAAGAUACUGAGAAACCACACAAGGAAUUCAAAAAGGCAGGUCCCAACUUAUAAAACCAGAACUCUAGAUCUAACACUCAGCCCAAUUAAUAAUUUUUCCGUCAUGGUAUAGCUAUAAAUAAAAUGAUUUCAUGAAUAGUUUCAAAAGAUUGUCAUGCUGUGUACCCUACCAUUUUGCAUGAUAUGCUUUCGUAUACAAAUAAAUGUUCUAUUCACAAA
Molecule: messenger RNA, 3841 nt
Organism: Neogale vison (American mink)
Lineage: Eukaryota; Metazoa; Chordata; Mammalia; Carnivora; Mustelidae
Gene: SLC16A4
Product: solute carrier family 16 member 4
Exons: 9
Coding region: 710-2140 (476 amino acids)
Biological process (GO): monocarboxylic acid transport; transmembrane transport
Molecular function (GO): monocarboxylic acid transmembrane transporter activity
Source: RefSeq, a predicted model, not a curated record